AUGAUGGGGGCGAGGCUCCUGGGGGCGGCGGUGGUGGCGCUGUGCUGGGCGGCGCAGGCGGUGGCGGCGUUCCGGAACGUGACAACGCGGCGGUUCGAGGAUGGCUACACGCCGCUCUUCGGGGAGAGAAACGUCCUCCCCUCCGGCGACAGCCGCAGCGUCCGGCUACUCCUCGAUCAGUAUACUGGUGAGGGACUGUCCUCCUCCUUCCUUCUCCUUCCUCUUCCUCUUCCCCUGGAUUGCUCUCUCGGCCUCCAUUCUACGUCCUCGAAUUGGGUACUGACGCUUCUCGUGACUCGGCUGCAGGAUCCGGCUUCAUCUCCUCUGAUCUCUACAACCAUGGAUUCUUCAGCGCCAAGAUCAAGCUCCCCUCCGACUACACCGCGGGCGUCGUCGUGGCCUUCUACGUGAGUAUCAGUAUCAUCGUCAUCAUCAUCGUCGUCGUUAACCAUACUUCUGAUAGAUAGAUCAUCUCCUCCACUCUCUUCCGUGGAGAUAAAUUCCGAUGCCGAAGGUGCCUUCCCCUGCAACAGUCUGGACCAUCCCCCGUCGUAUCUCCAUUGGUUGAUUCUCCUUAGCGUUAGCAGCUUUCUGUUUAUCUGGAGUAGCACGCAUCCCGGGGUUUCCUCGUAGCCAACGAACGUCGAAACUGGUCUCCCCAGCCAGGAACCCCCAUCUUCAUCCUCAUCUCAUUUGUUUAGAUAUAUCUCUGGAAACCCUAAACGAUCCGCAGAACACCAUCCCACUCAUCCCUCUUGUUUACUUUGUUCUUCCGAUCUCAGGUCCGACUCCAAUUCUCCCACUGCGGCUGUUUCCUUGGAAAUUAAAUACCUAACUGCCGGCCGAUUAAAUGAGUGCUUGAUCACCUGAUGAGUUAAUUUCUCUUUGAUGGUUGCGGUGGAGUGGAGUGAUUUAUUUCUUUCCUAGAUUGCCAUUAAUAUCUGCAACGAGAGUUAACCGGGGACGAUGGUGGUGUGCCGUCGCAGACAUCUAACGGGGAUAUCUUCGAGAAGAACCACGACGAGCUGGACUUCGAGUUCCUCGGCAAUGUCCGAGGCCGAGAGUGGAAGGUGCAGACCAACGUCUACGGCAACGGCUCCACCAGCCGCGGCCGGGAGGAGCGCUACCUCCUGCCCUUCGACCCCACCGCCGAGGCCCACCGAUACUCCAUCCUCUGGACCGAGGAGACCAUCAUGUGAGCCCGCCGGAGAAGACGACCUGAACCCUAUUUUUCCCGUACGUUUUCUGUUGCAGACGGCCGGUCUUUAUUCCGCGAAUUUUGGUGGCAGCUUUUACAUCGACGAUAUGCCUAUCCGGGAGGUCCGCCGGAGCGCCGCCAUGGGAGGGGACUACCCCUCGAAGCCCAUGUCCCUCUACGCCACCAUCUGGGACGGCUCCAACUGGGCAACCGCCGGCGGACGGUACAAGGUGAACUACAAGUACGCCCCCUUUGUGUCGGAGUUCUCCGAGCUGGCGUUGCAGGGCUGCCGGGUCGACCCCAUCGAGCAGGUCCCCGCCGCCGGGAGAUGCGCCGAGGAGGAGGCCCAGCUGCUGGCCGGCGACUUCGCCGCCGUCACGCCGGAGCGCCGCGCCGCCAUGAAGAACUUCCGGGAGAAGUUCAUGACCUACUCCUUCUGCUACGACUCCCUGAGGUACCCCGCCACCUUCCCCGACUGCGACAUCGUCUCCUCCGAGCAGGAGAGGUUCAAGGAGAGUGGUCACCUCAAGUUCGGCGGCGCCGGCCGUCGCCGCCACCGUCGCACCAAGCGUCGGAGCCGGAUUCCUGCCGUCGCCGGCGCGUGGGAGUGA
Molecule: messenger RNA, 1809 nt
Organism: Spirodela intermedia
Lineage: Eukaryota; Viridiplantae; Streptophyta; Magnoliopsida; Alismatales; Araceae
Source: the annotation of a GenBank genome assembly